UUUCAAAAUGGCGCCUGGUAGUAAGAAGCAGAAAAAAACGAAGUCUAAAAAAUCUAAAGGCAGCCAGUCUGGACUGAGUCGUAUCGCCUCUACUCUUGUGCCAAGCGCCAUUUUUGCAGCAGUACCAAGAACAUCAUCUAGUUUAUCGCAAACAUGGCCUCGUCGAUCGCCAUCUCCACUCGAGCAGGCAAUAGGCGAAGCAGGAAACGUCGGUAGGGUUUUAAUUGGUGAUCUUUCGAAACGACCACGGGCGGAGUUACCUUCAGUUCCAGGAGAAAACGGCGAUGAACGCAGCGCAUCAGCUGAUCGACAGGGCAACGAACAUGAUCGUGACGAAAAGGUUAGGGAAGAUUGGGAGGACGAUUAUGAAACCGUUCAUGGCAGCAAAAAGUUUGACAAGACUACAAAAUACCACAAGAUGACUAAGGAAGGUACAUUGGCUGUAACUGAGGAGAUGGAAGGAGCAACAGCCGAAAACGGUGGGGAACCAUCGCAACAUUUCUACCAUGUUUUAGAUCAUGACAGCGGUCAGGUCGUCCAGCCAGUAUAUUCGAGAGUUGACAAGAGGAAAAAAAGUGCAGCCAAACAAUCUGUUGAUGGAGACAAAGAAGAGAAAGAAUCACUGAGUGAGGUCAGUUAUAGUAGCGAUGAGCUCACAGAUGUUACCAGUCAUGAUGAAGAGAGCACAACUAGUGGAUCACGAGCAAAACGUUCUCUUGAUUUUGGUGGACGAAGACGCAGUAGGAAAGGCAGCAGAGAGGAAAGUCAUGAUGGUCAGGAUAUUGUUGAUGGACCAGGAUCUCACAGCAAAAAAGGGAGCACUAAACGGCAGACCCCUGACACAAUUCAGGAGGUAUCAGAAGAUGCUGGUGAGGAAGGAGAUGGGGCAGCUCCUCCUCCUAUUCCACCUUACUUGGAAGACACAUCCCCAGAGGCUCCUGAACGUCGCCGUAGGAGUAGACAGAGGUCAGCAUUGGAUCAGUUGGACGGUCCAGGUGAUCCCCUUCCUCCCAUUCCUGGGGAUCCACCUGAGAACAGGCUCACGGAUGAACAGAGAAGAGCUCUGAAGGUUGUGGAGAGGUUAGGGUUUGAGGGAGUGUCUCAGAAACUUGCUCUGAGUGAUCUCUCUGAAGAUUCUGAAAGUUAUAUGACACCAGUGGUGCCCAAGAAUACUAUUGACUUCAAUGGAAAAACAACAUUUGAGCGAGAGCAGUUUAAUGAUACUUUGACAGAAAGUAAUGUCCCAGUGUCUGAAGCAACAAUUGAGGAAGCAAACCUAAGUUUAGGUCAAACAUUUUCUGGUCUGGAUGGUUAUGAACUUCAGGAGGAGCUGCAAUCUCCAAAUGAACAAGCACAACGAGGUAAACAUCUUAGUUUUAAAACCCAGGCUGGUAAGGCUAACAAAGUUUCCUCGUUUGUUAAUCUCCUUAAUGCACAAGAAAGGCAUAGACAAGCUGAACGAUCCUCCAAUGCACCAGUAAAAGGACAAAGAGACCCAAGCCCCAACCAGUCUGGGGGUAGUAGCAAAGACAGCCAAGGAUUUGUUGAUCCAUUUAAUAUCCAGAGACUUGAGGAAGCUCGGCAAGCAAAUGAAACAUCAUUCUUAGAGAGACAACAAAAGUUGGAAAAACUUGUUGAGCAACAGCAAAAUCUGUAUCAAGAGCAAUUAGAACAACAGAAAAUCCAACAGCAACAACAGCAGGAAGUUGUGAGACAACAAUGGAAACUACAAGAACAGCUUAGGGCAUUAGAGAAGAUGCAACAAGAGUUUAAUGAGAAUGCUGACCUGUCACUGCAAGGACCAGCUGUGAGUGAAUCUGAUGUAAGACUCCAGCGACAGCUUGUGCGGCAGCAACAAGAAUUCCUUCAAAAGCAGCAAGAACAAUUGCAGCAUUCUCAAAAUCAGCAAGCUAGAGCUCUUGAGCAACAGGAGAAGUUGUGUGAACAGAUCGGACAGUUAGAGGAACAGCAAAGGCAGCUUCAAUCCAGUGUCAGCCUUCUUAGUCCAGCCGGUGAAGAUCUGGCUGAGAUCAAGCAACAAGAACAACAGAUUGUCAAUCUCCUGAAUGAGCAACGGCGUCAGGAAAGCGAAUUACAGAGACUGCAUCAGUUGCAGCAACGAAGACUUGAAGAACAGAGUAACAGCUUUACACAUGAAAGAAAGGCUCUAGAACAAAACCAAGAAAUGCUUCAAGGAAAAAUUAAAGAACAGGAAACAAGGAGGAUGCAACUGGAGCAGGAACUCGAGGAAAUGCGACGAAAACACGUGGAGUCUGAAGAGCAGUGGAAGAAAAGACUUAAUGCUGUGAGUGUUGAACCGUCGGAUAGAAAAAGAAGGGAACGACUAGACAGAGGAGAUGAUCAUGGUUACGGUGAGAAGAGACUGGACGAAAGAAACACCCAGGGUAAUGUUGCAAGUUCGUACCAAGAUAAAAAAGGGAGAAAAAGUAACCGAGCAACGGACGAUUCUCCUCAAUUUGACGAUGUCAGGCAUGCGCUUCAGAGUGCUAGUCAAAGCUCGAACUUGUCGUAUCGUGAUGAAAUAGAAGGAAGACGAGACAGAAAUAAGCAACGAAGCGCGGACAGCUCACGCCACGUUGAUAGAGAAGGAAGAUGGAGCGACGGAGACGCCGACAGCCCAAAGCAUGGCAAGAGAGUCGGGAGGAAAACGCGGGAAAAAGGGGAAAGAAACUCAAGGAAAACCCGAAUGAGAAGUGCUGAAUCUGAACCAGUGAUAACGAAGACAGACGCAGAAGUAACCAGAGUCCAGGUCGUGAGAGAUGACGAAGUUUACCGCUUAUCUAAAGGACGAAUUGAACUGCUAGAGUCAGAGAAGUCGGCUAUGAUGGAACUGAACACGUCGUUACAAGAAGAAAACAAGGCUUUAAAGCAGCUUUCACUCUCUCUCCAAAAAGGAACAGGUGUCUCUUCUGUAGUUCUACAAAAGCAAAUCAAGGACUUGCAUCAAGAACAGAAAGUUUUACGUGAUACAGUUCACAGACUCAACGUGGAACUCAGCAGAUACCAAGCAAAAUAUCGCCCUGUGUCAUUUGAGGAGGUAGAAGGCAUGGCAUUGCCGUACAAGAAGGAGGCAGCUCCGUGGCUGGUAAACACCAAGUUCUUGGCGCCGCUUUUCUUGGCGUACGACGAUCGAUUGAGAGAAAAAGAACAAAUGAUCAGAACUUACGAUGAAGAGUUGAACUCUUUUAAGGCUCGAGUCAUGGAAGUUGUCAAGGAAAAUCAGCAGCUUCAUAUGAGCAUCAGUAAGGCCAGUCCUGAUGCAUUGGGGCCGGAUGAAUGGCAACAACUGCAGGAACAGGCAAAACUAGUGGUUGAGGAGAACGCUCUGUUGAUGGAACAACAAGAAAUACAAGACAAAAAAAUGAAGGAAAUGAAGAGAAUCCACGGAUUAGAAGUCUCCAAGUUGUCCAAACGGAUUUCAAGUCAAGAGUCAACUCGGCGGCGCCUUGAAACGGAGCUAGAUGACAUGCGUCGUGCCCAUAACAACCUAAUGCGUCAGCAUGAGGCCAUGGUUGCUGAUCAGGAAAACAAGAUGUUGAUUCAAGAGCAUCUUAGAAUAAUGGAUGAAUGCAGGAGUGUACUUGAAGACUUGAAGGCGAAAACGAAAUCAGAGACAGAGGAAUACAAUUCGAAGUUACAGGCAGUCCAGAAAGAAAAGAGCAACUUAGCCAUAAAAUUUGCAGAUGGCGAAGCUAAGAGCGCACAACUUGAACGAGAGCUUGAUGCUUACAAGAAGUCUCUGCAGAAAUCGGAGCGGAAGUUUCUGUUUCUUCAAAGAAAGUUAGAGCACAUUCAGGAACGAGAGCUGACAGCGCAGGAGACUCUGUCACAAGUUCUAACCAUUGCGGAGAAAACAGCAGCCGAGAGGGACAACUACGUACAAUUUGCCAAGACACAGAAGGCGGAACAACAGAAAGCUGCUUCGAAAAUUCUUGCCGGAACUCAGAACAUCAAAGGACUCGAGGAAAAACUCCAGGAGUACAGGAGAAAGGCUACGGAUAAAGUCGCCAUAGUAACGGGAAGGCUGCGAGAGAAAGAAACCGAAAUCAACAAACUUAAAGAGCAGUACGAGGGGGAAAUUAAUAAUCUUCGCGCUGUGGUCAGACAAAAACAACGCCAGUUGGAAUUAAUGAUUGGAGACAACAGUUUCAUCUGUACCACAGGAACGUUGACAAAGAACUGGAAAAAGUUUGGAAGACAGCAGCCGCUGAUAACAGGCGAAUGAAGGACACAGUUCGUCAAAAAGGUGGCAUGUUUGAUUCCGACUCAGACCCCAAUGCACAUCUAUCUUCGGAAGAAGGGGAGGCUGCAUAGUCAAACAAUGCAAUGGUGAGAGACCUUCGCUAACGGAAUCGAGAAGACAAGUGCUACAGGACUAAUGAAUUUUUGCGUGAACACGUGUUGUAUAAACAAAAUCUAAUUUAAAGUUAUGGAAAGCUUAUUUAAACUAAUUGAAAUUUUUCAAUAAAAUGGUCUAUACAGUC
Pocillopora verrucosa is the source of this 4505-nucleotide messenger RNA. The record is from RefSeq and is a predicted model, not a curated record. NCBI's taxonomy places the organism in Eukaryota, Metazoa, Cnidaria, Anthozoa, Scleractinia, Pocilloporidae.